AUGGAGAUCUCUCAUCCAGCUCUUCUUCAAUCUCCUCCUAAUGGGCACGUCAACGGUGGCUAUGUCGGUUAUGAGAACAAUGAGUUAACCGGAGAGUUCAGAAGGUUACACAAUGCCGCAUUGCGUUAUCUGUAUUCAGUUUAUAUAAUUGAGAGCUCUGAUCUGCAGUUCGCCAUCUACAGCAGUGACUGGUACAAGGCAGAUACGAAGUUCAGAACAGACGCUCAAAUGAUGAUGACCAGGGCAAUGAAAGGGGAGACUCUCACUGCCAUCAGGAUGUAUCCCAUAAACGUGGAAACGAUAAUGUCUAUUCUUCACUUCACUUACUCAGCUUCAGCUGUUUUGUCAAGAAUGGCUGAAUAAAAAUUUAAUUUAUCAAUGUAAACAUAUAAA
Molecule: messenger RNA, 393 nt
Organism: Nezara viridula (southern green stink bug)
Lineage: Eukaryota; Metazoa; Arthropoda; Insecta; Hemiptera; Pentatomidae
Source: the annotation of a GenBank genome assembly